AUGGCUCCUCCUCCGCCCGCAACCCUGCCUCUGGCUGACCGAUUGAAGACUUUGGCUCAAACUCUCCAGUUUGCCUGGUUCAUUGGCCACUUGACGCUUCUGCUCUCCGUCUUCCGCUACUCUCUAUCCUUUGUCUUCUUCAACUACUACUCCUCCGCCGCUCAAAUCUCUUAUCGCCUGGCCUUUAUCUCCGCAGCUGUGACCUAUGGAAUCGUUGUGUACAAGGGCCACUUCGCCCGUGGUGUUCAAGGCAAUGUCCCCACCAUCGUCACCAAGCUCAUCUCCGACGAGAAUGUGCAAUACCUUGGAAUGGCUCUGGUUUGGCUGUACUCUCGCCAGCUGAUUCUGGCUCUUCUCCCAUUCAGCGUGUACUCGGUCUUCCACGUUGCGACCUACACCCGCAUGUACCUGAUCCCCACCCUUCAGCCCUCUGCCCAGGGUGCCGCUGGCGCAUCCUCCCCCGGCUCCCCCAGCUCCAAGCCCGCCGUCAAGCAGAACCCCCUCGCCGAGACCAUUGGUCGCUUCAUCAAGCAGUACUAUGAUGCCAGCAUGGGUGUCGUUGCCACUCUCGAAAUUCUGCUGCUCUUCCGCUUGAUUCUGUCUGCCAUUACCUUCUCUCGCGGGAGCUGGGUUUUGCUGCUGGUUUACCUUUCUUUCUUCCGUGCCCGCUACGCCCAGAGCUCCUUCGUUCAGCAGGCUGUCCGUCAGUUGACCGCCCGCGCCGAUGCCUCCAUCUCUCACCAGAGCACUCCUCCCCAGGUUCGCCAGGGUUGGGAGGCCUUCAAGGGCAUCGUGCGCCAGGCCUAUGAUGCUACCGAUAUCGGUCGCUACAUCGCCGGCCCCGCUGCCGCCAACAAGAAGCCGCAGUAA
Penicillium malachiteum is the source of this 870-nucleotide messenger RNA. RefSeq lists its product as uncharacterized. Gene Ontology annotation, cellular component: endoplasmic reticulum; membrane. Bases 1 to 870 code for a protein of 289 amino acids. Gene Ontology annotation, biological process: membrane organization; endoplasmic reticulum tubular network organization. The record is from RefSeq and is a predicted model, not a curated record. The transcript is spliced from 4 exons. Lineage: Eukaryota; Fungi; Ascomycota; Eurotiomycetes; Eurotiales; Aspergillaceae.